ACUGGACAUAUUUCAUAUUUCAGUUUGGGAAGCAGCAUAUAGAAAACCUCUUCAGUGACCUGCAGGAUGGGAGACGCCUCCUAGAUCUUCUUGAAGGCCUGACAGGGCAAAAACUGCCAAAAGAAAAAGGAUCUACAAGAGUUCACGCCCUGAACAAUGUCAACAAGGCGCUGAGGUUCUUGCAGAAAAAUAAUGUUGAUUUAGUGAAUAUCGGAAGCACUGACAUAGUAGAUGGAAAUCACAAAUUGACUCUUGGUUUGAUUUGGAACAUAAUCCUCCACUGGCAGGUCAAAAAUGUAAUGAAAAAUAUCAUGGCUGGAUUGCAACAAACCAACAGUGAAAAGAUUCUCCUGAGCUGGGUCCGACAAUCAACUCGUAAUUAUCCACAGGUUAAUGUCAUUAACUUCACCACCAGCUGGGCUGAUGGCCUGGCUUUGAAUGCGCUCAUCCACAGUCACAGGCCAGACCUGUUCGAUUGGAAUAGUGUGGUUUGCCAGCAGUCAGCCACACAAAGACUAGAACAUGCAUUCAACAUUGCCAAAUAUCAAUUAGGCAUAGAGAAACUACUGGAUCCUGAAGAUGUUGCCACCACUUAUCCAGAUAAGAAGUCCAUCUUAAUGUACAUCACGUCCCUCUUUCAAGUUUUGCCUCAACAAGUGAGCAUUGAAGCCAUCCAGGAAGUGGAAAUGUUGCCACGGCCAUCUAGCGUUACUAGAGAAGAACAUUUUCAAUUACAUCAUCAAAUGCACUAUUCUCAACAGAUUACGGUCAGUCUAGCACAGGGCUAUGAACGAACUCCUUCCUCACCUAAGCCUCGGUUCAAGAGCUAUGCCUACACACAGGCCGCUUAUGUCACCACCUCUGACCCCACACGGAGCCCAUUUCCUUCACAGCAUUUGGAAGCUCCUAAAGACAAGUCAUUUGGCAGUUCAUUCAUGGAGACUGAAGUAAACCUGGAUAGUUACCAAACCGCUCUAGAAGAAGUACUUUCAUGGCUUCUUUCAGCUGAGGACACAUUGCAAGCACAGGGAGAGAUUUCUAAUAAUGUAGAAGAAGUGAAAGAACAAUUUCAUACUCAUGAGGGAUACAUGAUGGAUUUGACGUCCAAUCAAGGAAGGGUUGGUAAUGUCCUACAAUUGGGAAGUCAACUGAUUGGAUCAGGGAAAUUAUCAGAAGAUGAAGAAACUGAAGUACAAGAACAAAUGAAUCUUCUAAAUUCAAGAUGGGAAUGCCUCAGGGUAGCUAGCAUGGAAAAGCAGAGCAAUUUACAUAAAGUUUUAAUGGAUCUCCAGAAUCAGCAACUGAAAGAGUUAAAUGAGUGGCUAACAAAAACAGAAGAGAGAACAAGGAAAAUGGAGAAAGAACCUCUUGGACCUGAUCUUGAGGACCUAAAACACCAAGUACAACAACAUAAGGUGCUUCAAGAAGACCUAGAACAAGAACAAGUCAAGGUCAAUUCUCUCACUCACAUGGUAGUGGUAGUCGAUGAAUCUACUGGAGAGCAUGCAACCGCGGCUUUGGAAGAGCAACUUAAGGUACUGGGAGAUCGAUGGGCAAACAUCUGUAGGUGGACAGAAGAUCGCUGGGUUCUUUUACAAGACAUCCUUCUAAAGUGGCAACGUUUUACUGAAGAACAGUGCCUUUUUAGUACAUGGCUUUCAGAAAAAGAAGAUGCAGUGAGCAAGAUUCACACGAGUGGCUUUAAAGAUCAAAGUGAAAUGUUAACAAGUCUUCAAAAACUGGCUGCUUUAAAAACAGAUCUAGAAAAGAAAAAGCAAACCAUGGACAAACUCUGCUCACUUAACCAAGAUCUUCUUUCAACACUCAAAAAUACAACAGUAACCCAAAAGAUGGAAACAUGGCUGGACAACUUUGCCCAGCGCUGGGAUAAUUUAGUCCAAAAACUUGAAAAGAGUUCAGCACAGAUUUCACAGGCUGUCACCACCACUCAGCCAUCACUAACACAGACAACUGUAAUGGAAACAGUAACCAUGGUGACUACGAGGGAACAAAUCCUGGUAAAGCAUGGCCAAGAGGAAUUUCCACCACCACCUCCCCAAAAGAAGAGGCAGAUUAUUGUGGAUUCCGAAAUUAGGAAAAGGCUGGAUGUCGACAUAACUGAACUUCACAGUUGGAUUACUCGUUCAGAAGCUCUAUUACAGAGUCCUGAAUUUGCAGUUUAUCGGAAGGAAGGCAACUUCUCAGACCUUAAAGAAAAAGUCAAUGCCAUAGAGCGAGAAAAAGCCGAGAAGUACAGAAAACUACAAGAUGCCAGCAGAUCAGCUCAGGCCCUGGUGGAACAGAUGGUGAAUGAGGGUGUUAAUGCUGACAGCAUCAAACAAGCCUCAGAACAACUGAACAGCCGGUGGAUCGAGUUCUGCCAGUUGCUAAGUGAGAGACUUAACUGGCUGGAGUAUCAGAACAACAUCAUCACUUUCUAUAAUCAGCUACAACAAUUGGAGCAGAUGACAACCACUGCUGAAAACUGGUUGAAAACCCAACCCACCACCACUUCAGAGCCAGCAGCGAUUAAAAGCCAGUUAAAAAUUUGUAAGGAUGAAGUCAACCGGCUGUCAGCUCUUCAGCCACAAAUUGAGCGAUUAAAAAUUCAAAGCAUAGCCCUGCAAGAGAAAGGACAAGGGCCAGUGUUCCUGGAUGCAGACUUUGUGGCCUUUACAAAUCAUUUUAACCAAGUCUUUGCUGAUGUGCAGGCUAGAGAAAAAGAGCUACAGACAAUUUUUGACACUUUGCCACCCAUGCGCUAUCAGGAGACCAUGAGCACCAUCAUGACAUGGAUCCAGCAGUCAGAAACCAAACUCUCUAUACCUCAGGUUAUGGUCACUGAAUAUGAAAUCAUGGAACAGAGACUCGGGGAGUUACAGGCUUUACAAAGUUCUCUGCAAGAGCAACAAAGUGGCCUAAACUAUCUCAGCACCACUGUGAAAGACAUGUCAAAGAACGCGCCCUCUGAUAUUAGCCGAAAAUAUCAAUCAGAAUUUGAAGAGAUUGAGGGCCGCUGGAAGAAGCUCUCCUCUCAGUUGGUUGAAUAUUACCAAAAGCUAGAGGAUCAAAUGUCUAAACUCCGAAAAAUUCAGAAUCAUAUAAAAACCCUGAAGAAAUGGAUGGCUGAAGUCGAUGUUUUCCUGAAAGAGGAAUGGCCUGCUCUUGGGGAUUUAGAAAUUCUUAAAAAACAGCUGAAACAGUGCAGGCUUUUAGUCAAUGAUAUUCAGACAAUUCAGCCCAGUCUAAACAGUGUCAAUGAAGGUGGACAGAAGAUAAAGAAUGAAGCAGAGCCAGAGUUUGCUUCCAGACUUGAGACUGAACUCAGAGAACUGAACACUCAGUGGGAUCACAUGUGCCGACAGGUCUAUGCCAGAAAGGAAGCCUUAAAGGGAGCCUUGGAUAAAACUGUUAGCCUUCAGAAAGACCUGUCAGAGAUGCAUGAAUGGAUGACGCAAGCCGAAGAAGAAUACCUAGAGAGAGAUUUUGAGUAUAAAACCCCAGAUGAAUUACAGACAGCAGUUGAAGAGAUGAAGAGAGCUAAAGAAGAGGCCCAGCAGAAAGAAACCAAAGUGAAACUUCUCACCGAGUCUGUGAAUAGUGUUAUAGCUCAAGCUCCACCUGCAGCACAAGAGGCCUUAAAAAAGGAACUUGACACUCUCACCACCAACUACCAGUGGCUCUGCACCAGACUGAAUGGGAAAUGCAAGACUUUGGAAGAAGUUUGGGCGUGUUGGCAUGAGUUACUGUCCUACUUGGAAAAGGCAAACAAGUGGCUGAAUGAAGUAGAAGCUAAACUUAAAACCACUGAAAAUAUUCCUGGUGGAACUGAGGAAAUCUCCGAGGUGCUAGAUUCACUUGAAAAUUUGAUGCAACAUUCAGAGGAUAACCCGAAUCAGAUUCGCAUAUUGGCACAGACCCUAACAGAUGGCGGAGUCAUGGAUGAACUGAUCAAUGAGGAACUUGAGACGUUUAAUUCUCGUUGGAGAGAACUACAUGAAGAGGCCGUGAGGAGGCAAAAGUUGCUUGAACAGAGUAUCCAGUCUGCCCAGGAGAUCGAAAACUCCUUACACUUAAUUCAGGAGUCCCUUUCAUCCAUUGACAAGCAGUUGGCAGCUUAUAUUGCUGACAAAGUGGACGCAGCUCAAAUGCCUCAGGAAGCCCAGAAAAUUCAAUCGGAUUUGACAAGUCAUGAGAUCAGUUUAGAAGAAAUGAAGAAACACAACCAGGGAAAGGAGGCUGCCCAAAGGGUGUUAUCCCAAAUUGAUGUGGCACAGAAAAGAUUGCAAGAUGUUUCCAUGAAGUUUCGAUUAUUCCAGAAACCAGCCAAUUUUGAGCAGCGUCUACAGGAAAGUAAAAUGAUCUUAGAUGAAGUGAAGAUGCAUUUGCCUGCUUUGGAAACGAAGAGCGUUGAACAGGAAGUAGUACAGUCACAGUUAAAUCACUGUGUGAACUUGUAUAAAAGUCUGAGUGAAGUGAAGUCUGAAGUGGAGAUGGUGAUCAAAACUGGACGUCAGAUUGUGCAGAAGAAACAGACGGAAAACCCUAAAGAGCUUGACGAAAGAAUAACAGCUUUGAAAUUGCAUUAUAAUGAGCUGGGAGCAAAGGUAACAGAAAGAAAGCAACAGUUGGAGAAAUGCUUGAAAUUGUCCCGGAAGAUGCGAAAGGAAAUGAAUGCCUUGACAGAAUGGCUGGCAGCUACAGAUAUGGAGUUGACAAAGAGAUCAGUAGUUGAAGGAAUGCCUAGUAAUUUGGAUUCUGAAGUUGCCUGGGGAAAGGCUACUCAGAAAGAGAUUGAGAAACAGAAGAUUCACCUAAAGAGUGUCACAGAGCUAGGAGAAGCCUUGAAAACAGUUUUGGGCAAGAAGGAAACCUUGGUGGAAGAUAAACUGAGUCUUUUGAAUAGUAACUGGAUAGCUGUCACUUCCCGAGCAGAAGAAUGGUUAAACCUUUUGUUGGAAUACCAGAAACACAUGGAAACCUUUGACCAGAAUGUGGAUCACAUCACAAACUGGAUCAUUCAUGCUGAUUCACUUUUGGAUGAAUCUGAGAAAAAGAAACCCCAGCAAAAAGAAGACGUGCUUAAGCGUUUAAAGGCUGAAAUGAAUGACAUGCGCCCAAAGGUGGACUCCACGCGUGACCAAGCAGCAAACUUGAUGGCCAACCGCGGCAACCACUGCAGGAAAGUAGUAGAGCCCAAAAUCUCAGAGCUCAACCAUCGGUUUGCAGCCAUUUCUCACAGAAUUAAGACUGGAAAGGCCUCCAUUCCUUUGAAGGAAUUGGAGCAGUUUAACUCAGAUAUACAAAAAUUGCUUGAACCACUGGAGGCUGAAAUUCAGCAGGGGGUGAAUCUGAAAGAGGAAGACUUCAAUAAAGAUAUGAGUGAAGACAAUGAGGGUACUGUAAAAGAAUUGUUGCAAAGAGGAGACAACUUACAACAAAGAAUCACAGAUGAGAGAAAGCGAGAGGAAAUAAAGAUAAAACAGCAGCUGUUACAGACAAAACAUAAUGCUCUCAAGGAUUUGAGGUCUCAAAGAAGAAAAAAGGCUCUAGAAAUUUCUCAUCAGUGGUAUCAAUACAAGAGGCAGGCUGAUGAUCUCCUGAAAUGCUUGGAUGACAUUGAAAAAAAAUUAGCCAGCCUACCUGAACCCAGAGAUGAAAGAAAAUUAAAGGAAAUUGAUCGUGAAUUGCAGAAGAAGAAAGAGGAGCUGAAUGCAGUGCGUAGGCAAGCUGAGGGCUUGUCUGAGGAUGGGGCCGCAAUGGCAGUGGAGCCAACUCAGAUCCAGCUCAGCAAUCGCUGGCGGGAAAUUGAGAGCAAAUUUGCUCAGUUUCGAAGACUCAACUUUGCACAAAUUCACACUGUCCAUGAAGAAUCAGUGAUGGUGAUGACCGAAGACAUGCCUUUGGAAAUUUCUUAUGUGCCUUCUACUUAUCUGACUGAGAUCACUCAUGUCUCACAAGCUCUAUCAGAAGUGGAACAACUUCUUAAUGCUCCUGACCUCUGUGCUAAAGAUUUUGAAGAUCUCUUUAAACAAGAGGAAUCUCUGAAGAAUUUGAGAGAGAUCAACAAAAUGUACAAGGACCGCCAAGGGCGAUUUGACAGAUCUGUUGAAAAAUGGCGGCGGUUUCAUUAUGAUAUGAAGAUAUUUAAUCAAUGGCUAACAGAAGCUGAACAGUUUCUCAAAAAGACACAAAUUCCUGAGAAUUGGGAACAUGCCAAAUACAAGUGGUAUCUUAAGGAGCUCCAGGAUGGCGCUGGGCAGCGGCAAAUUGUUGUCAGAGUAUUGAAUGCAACUGGGGAAGAGAUAAUUCAACAAUCCUCAAAAACAGAUGCCAGUAUUCUACAAGAAAAAUUGGGAAGCCUGAAUCUGCGGUGGCAGGAGGUCUGCAAACAGCUGGCAGAAAGAAAAAAGAGGCUAGAAGAACAAAAGAAUAUCUUGUCAGAAUUUCAAAGAGAUUUAAAUGAAUUUGUUUUAUGGUUGGAAGAAGUGGAUAACAUUACCAGUAUUCCACUUGAACCUGGAAAUGAGCAGCAGCUAAAAGAAAAACUUGAACAAGUCAAGUUACUGGCAGAAGAGCUGCCCCUGCGCCAGGGAAUUCUAAAACAAUUAAAUGAAACUGGAGGAACAGUGCUUGUAAGUGCUCCCCUAAGCCCAGAAGAGCAAGAUAAACUUGAAAAUAAGCUCAAGCAGACAAAUCUUCAGUGGAUAAAGGUUUCUAGAUAUUUACCUGAGAAACAAAGAGAAAUUGAGGCUCACGUAAAAGACCUUGGACAGCUUGAAGAUCAAUUAAAUCAUCUGCUUCUGUGGCUGUCUCCUAUUAGGAAUCAGUUGGAAGUUUACAAUCAACCAAAUCAAACAGGACCAUUUGAUAUUAAGGAAACUGAAGUAGCAGUUCAAGCUAAACAGCCGGAUGUUGAAGAGAUUUUGUCUAAAGGGCAGCGUUUGUACAAGGAAAAACCAGCCACUCAUCCAGUGAAGAGGAAGUUAGAAGAUCUGAGCUCUGAGUGGAAGGCGGUAACCCAUUUACUUCAAGAGCUGAGGGCAAAACAGCCUGGCCCAGCUCCUGGACUGACCACUUUCGGAGCCUCUCCUAGUCAGACUGUUACUCUGGUGACACAACCUGUGGUUACCAAGGAAACUGCAAUCUCCAAACUAGAAAUGCCAUCUUCCUUGCUGUUGGAGGUACCUGCUCUAGCAGAUUUCAACCGAGCUUGGACAGAACUUACCGACUGGCUGUCUCUGCUUGAUCGAGUUAUAAAAUCACAGAGGGUGAUGGUGGGUGAUCUUGAAGACAUCAACGAGAUGAUCAUAAAGCAAAAGGCCACACUGCAAGAUUUGGAACAGAGACGCCCCCAGUUGGAAGAACUCAUUACUGCCGCCCAAAAUUUGAAAAAUAAGACCAGCAAUCAAGAAGCUAGAACAGUCAUCACUGAUCGAAUUGAAAGAAUUCAGAAUCAAUGGGAUGAAGUACAGGAACACCUUCAGAACCGGAGGCAACAGUUAAACGAAAUGUUAAAGGAUUCAACCCAGUGGCUGGAAGCUAAGGAAGAAGCUGAGCAGGUCUUGGGACAGGCCAGAGCCAAGCUUGAGUCAUGGAAGGAGGGUCCCUACACAAUGGAUGCAAUCCAAAAGAAAAUCACAGAAACUAAGCAGUUGGCCAAAGACCUCCGCCAGUGGCAGAUAAAUGUAGAUGUGGCAAAUGACUUGGCAAUGAAACUUCUCCGGGAUUAUUCUGCAGAUGAUACCAGGAAAGUACACAUGAUAACGGAGAACAUCAAUGCCUCUUGGGCAAGCAUUCACAAAAGAGUGAAUGAGCGAGAGGCUGCUUUGGAAGAAACUCAUAGAUUACUGCAACAGUUCCCCCAGGACCUGGAGAAGUUUCUUGCCUGGCUUACAGAAGCCGAAACCACUGCCAACGUCCUACAGGAUGCCACCCAUAAAGAAAGGCUCCUAGAAGACUCCAAGGGAGUAAGAGAGCUGAUGAAACAAUGGCAAGACCUCCAAGGAGAAAUCGAAGCUCACACGGAUAUCUAUCACACCCUGGAUGAAAAUGGCCAAAAAAUCCUGAGAUCUCUGGAAGGUUCUGAUGAUGCAGUCCUGUUACAAAGACGUUUAGAUAACAUGAACUUCAAGUGGAGUGAGCUGCGGAAAAAGUCUCUCAACAUUAGAUCCCAUUUGGAAGCCAGUUCUGACCAGUGGAAGCGUCUGCACCUUUCUCUACAAGAACUUCUGGUGUGGCUCCAGCUGAAAGAUGAUGAGUUAAGCCGGCAGGCACCUAUUGGAGGCGAUUUUCCAACAGUUCAGAAGCAGAAUGAUGUACACAGGGCCUUUAAGAGGGAAUUGAAAACGAAGGAACCUGUAAUCAUGAGUACUCUUGAGACUGUGCGAAUAUUUCUGACAGAACAGCCUUUGGAAGGACUAGAGAAACUCUACCAGGAGCCCAGAGAGCUACCGCCUGAGGAGAGAGCCCAGAAUGUCACACGGCUUCUACAAAAGCAGGCUGAGGAGGUCGACACUGAGUGGGAAAAAUUAAACCUGCACUCCACUGACUGGCAGAGAAAACUAGAUGAGGCCCUUGAAAGACUCCAGGAACUUCAGGAGGCCACGGAUGAGCUGGACCUCAAACUACGUCAAGCUGAGGUGAUCAAGGGAUCCUGGCAGCCCGUGGGCGAUCUCCUCAUUGACUCUCUCCAAGAUCACCUCGAGAAAGUCAAGGCACUUAGAGGAGAAAUUGCACCUCUUAAAGAGAAUGUAAGCCACGUCAACGACCUUGCUCGCCAGCUCACCACACUGGGCAUUCAGCUGUCACCAUAUAACCUCAACACUCAGGAAGACCUGAACACCAGAUGGAAGCUUCUGCAGGUUGCCGUUGAGGACCGCAUCAGGCAGCUGCACGAAGCUCACAGAGACUUUGGCCCGACGUCCCAGCACUUUCUUUCCACUUCUGUCCAGGGUCCCUGGGAGAGAGCCAUUUCGCCAAACAAAGUGCCCUACUAUAUCAACCACGAGACCCAAACAACUUGCUGGGACCAUCCUAAAAUGACAGAGCUCUACCAGUCUUUAGCUGACCUGAAUAAUGUCAGGUUCUCAGCUUAUAGGACCGCCAUGAAACUCCGAAGACUGCAGAAGGCCCUUUGCUUGGAUCUCUUGAGCCUGUCAGCUGCAUGUGAUGCCUUGGAGCAGCACAACCUCAAGCAAAAUGACCAGCCCAUGGACAUCUUGCAGAUCAUUAAUUGUUUGACCACUAUUUAUGAUCGCCUGGAGCAAGAGCACAACAAUUUGGUCAACGUCCCUCUCUGCGUGGAUAUGUGUCUCAACUGGCUGCUGAAUGUUUAUGACACGGGACGAACAGGGAGGAUCCGGGUCCUGUCUUUUAAAACUGGCAUCAUUUCUCUGUGUAAAGCACAUUUGGAAGACAAGUACAGAUACCUUUUCAAGCAAGUAGCAAGUUCAACGGGAUUUUGUGACCAGCGCAGGCUGGGCCUCCUUCUGCAUGAUUCUAUCCAAAUCCCAAGACAGUUGGGUGAAGUUGCAUCCUUUGGGGGCAGUAACAUUGAGCCGAGUGUCAGGAGCUGCUUCCAAUUUGCUAACAAUAAGCCUGAGAUUGAAGCGGCUCUCUUCCUAGACUGGAUGAGACUGGAACCCCAGUCCAUGGUGUGGCUGCCUGUCCUGCACAGAGUGGCUGCUGCGGAAACUGCCAAGCAUCAGGCCAAGUGUAACAUCUGCAAGGAGUGUCCAAUCAUCGGAUUCAGGUACAGGAGUCUAAAACACUUUAAUUAUGACAUCUGCCAAAGUUGCUUUUUUUCUGGUCGAGUUGCAAAAGGCCAUAAAAUGCACUAUCCCAUGGUGGAAUACUGCACUCCGACUACAUCAGGAGAAGAUGUUCGUGACUUUGCCAAGGUACUAAAAAACAAAUUUCGAACCAAAAGGUAUUUUGCGAAGCAUCCCCGAAUGGGCUACCUGCCAGUGCAGACUGUCUUAGAGGGGGACAACAUGGAAACUCCUGUUACUCUGAUCAACUUCUGGCCAGUAGAUUCUGCGCCUGCCUCGUCCCCUCAGCUUUCACACGAUGAUACUCAUUCACGCAUUGAACAUUAUGCUAGCAGGCUAGCAGAAAUGGAAAACAGCAAUGGAUCUUAUCUAAAUGAUAGCAUCUCUCCUAAUGAGAGCAUAGAUGAUGAACAUUUGUUAAUCCAGCAUUACUGCCAAAGUUUGAACCAGGACUCCCCCUUGAGCCAGCCUCGUAGUCCUGCCCAGAUCUUGAUUUCCUUAGAGAGUGAGGAAAGAGGGGAACUAGAGAGAAUCCUAGCAGAUCUUGAGGAAGAAAACAGAAAUCUGCAAGCAGAGUAUGAUCGUCUAAAGCAGCAGCAUGAACACAAAGGCCUGUCCCCACUGCCGUCCCCUCCUGAAAUGAUGCCCACCUCUCCCCAGAGUCCCCGGGAUGCUGAGCUCAUUGCUGAGGCCAAGCUGCUUCGUCAACACAAAGGCCGCCUGGAAGCCAGGAUGCAAAUCCUGGAAGAUCACAAUAAACAGCUGGAGUCCCAGUUACAUAGGCUAAGGCAGCUGCUGGAGCAACCCCAGGCAGAGGCCAAGGUGAAUGGUACAACGGUCUCCUCUCCUUCUACCUCUCUUCAGAGGUCAGACAGCAGUCAGCCUAUGCUGCUCCGGGUGGUUGGCAGUCAAACUUCAGAAUCCAUGGGCGAGGAAGAUCUUCUCAGUCCUCCCCAGGACACAAGCACAGGGUUAGAGGAAGUGAUGGAGCAACUCAACAACUCCUUUCCCAGUUCGAGAGGAAGAAAUACCCCUGGGAAGCCAAUGAGAGAGGACACAAUGUAGGAAGCCUUUUCCACUUGGCAGAUGAUUUGGGCCGAGCGAUGGAGACCUUAGUAUCGGUCAUGACAGAUGAAGAAGGAGCAGAAUAAAUGUUUUACAACUCUUAAUUCCCGCAUGGUUUUUAUAAUAUUCAUACAACAAAGAGGAUUAGACAGUAAGAGUUUACAAGAAAAAAAAAAAUCUAUAUUUUUGUGAAGGGUAGUGGUACUAUACUGUAGAUUUCAGUAGUUUCUAAGUCUGUUAUUGUUUUGUUAACAAUGGCAGGUUUUACACGUCUAUGCAAUUGUACAAAAAAAGUUAUAAGAAAACUACAUGUAAAAUCUUGAUAGCUAAAUAACUUGCCAUUUCUUUAUAUGGAACGCAUUUUGGGUUGUUUAAAAAUUUAUAACAGUUAUAAAGAAAGAUUGUAAACUAAAGUGUGCUUUAUAAAAAAAAAAAAGUUGUUUAUAAAAACCCCUAAAAACAAACACAUACAUACACACACAGACACGCAAACACACACAAAGUUUGAGGCAGCGCAUUGUUUUGCAUCCUUUUAGUGUGAUAUCCAUUUGGAAUCCAUGGCUUUUCUUUUCUUGCAUAUUAAAGAUAGGACUUCCUCUAACACCA
This is a messenger RNA of Pteropus alecto (black flying fox), 11444 nucleotides long. It is a transcript of the gene DMD, whose product is annotated as dystrophin. Bases 300 to 10838 code for a protein of 3512 amino acids. Gene Ontology annotation, cellular component: plasma membrane. Lineage: Eukaryota; Metazoa; Chordata; Mammalia; Chiroptera; Pteropodidae. Gene Ontology annotation, molecular function: protein binding; zinc ion binding. Gene Ontology annotation, biological process: synaptic signaling. The record is from RefSeq and is a predicted model, not a curated record. The transcript has 78 exons.